GUGCGAGGACAGUGUUGCUAGCUUUGAUACAUUGCGAGUUUUGAGCUGUCUUCACUCGCCUAGACUCCGCUAUUCGUGCUAUAGUUAUAAGAUUUUGCUGUGACCUUGAAACCAGCAAUUUGGAAAGGCUAACACGGAUAUGGAAUGGCAGGAACCAUGGUCAUCAAAUAAUUAUUCUCACGGAUCACCUACAUAUAGAACUCUGACCAAAAUAUACGCUCCAUGCAAUACUUUUCACCAGAAAUAAUUCCGUUUUAUGUCCAAUUUGUUAUUUCUACAGUUUUUCUUUCUCCGUUGUAGGAACUGGUGACAAAUUUCGGUGUGUUUCUUCCAGUUGCUGUUAGACCGUUGGUAAUGUGUACACUAGCGCACAGAAAAAACAAAAAAACAAAAACAAAAGAAGGUGACAUUGAUGACAACACUGUCGUCUAGACGUCGCGUAUAGUAGCGACGUGUGCAGGUCCAUGUUUGUCGAAAAAUAGGCACCGAAGUACGACGUGUGCCAAUAUGGAAGGUGGAAUACAAGUUUUGUGCCGGUGACGAUUCAUGUAUGAUAAUAGUUCCAUCUGGAUGACAUUUUUUCCGAAUGGUCUGCUACGGUAACCAAAGUAUUUCCAACAGGAAGUGAGCACAUAAUUAUAUGCUGAAAAAUGAUUCCUAUGACACACAAGGAUCCAGCUCACUCACUGGGGUCUCGAAUAAAAGAAAAACUUAAUGGCUGGAUACGCCUGAUAUUCUCUGACCGCAACUCACGAAACCUGUUUCUUUUCUUGCUUUUGAAUCUGUCAUUUGCAUUUGUAGAGCUGUCAUAUGGAAUUUGGACCAAUAGUUUGGGUCUUAUUUCAGAUUCAUUCCAUAUGUUCUUUGAUUGUACAGGUCUGUUGGCAGGCCUUGCUGCUACAGUUAUUACAAGGUGGAGAGCAAAUGAUAAAUUUUCAUAUGGUUAUGUACGUGCUGAAGUUUUAGCUGGUUUUGUUAAUGGAUUAUUUCUUCUAUUUAUUGCAUUUUUCAUUAUGUCUGAAGCUGUGGAAAGAGCUAUUGAGCCACCAGAAGUAAAACAUGAGCGGCUCUUCGUUGUCUCACUACUUGGUCUUUUAGUAAAUCUGGUUGGGAUAUAUGCUUUCCAGCAUGGUCAUGGUCACUCUCAUGGUGGAGGCAGUAGUCAUGGGCAUUCACAUGGAGAGGGAGGACAUGCACAUCCUCAUUCCCAUGGUGCAAACCACCAUAUGCACAACCAUGAUUCUGGUGACUUUACAGGCAGUGACUCUCAGAUCAUGAAAGGAGUAUUUUUACAUAUUUUGGCAGAUACACUGGGUAGUGUUGGAGUCAUCAUAUCCGCUGUAUUGAUGCAGAUGUUUGGGUGGAUGAUUGCAGACCCAAUCUGUUCCAUGUUUAUUGCCAUAUUGAUUGCAAUUAGUGUCCUAGCAUUAAUCAAAGAAUCUGUGUUGAUUUUGAUGCAACGGCAGCCACCCGCAUUGGAUGCUGCAUUACCUCAGUGUUAUCAAAAGGUGAUGCAGUUAGCAGGGGUGUAUAGUGUUCAGGAGCCCCAUUUUUGGACUUUAUGUAGUGAUGUAUAUGUGGGUGCCCUUAAACUUGAAGUGUCAAAAGCAUCAGAUCCAAAGUAUAUAGUGAGCCAUACUCAUAUGAUAUUUGCUGCUGUUGGUGUCAAACAGCUUUAUGUUCAAUUGGACUAUGCCAACAUGUGAUCAUGUCGUGACACAGGUGACUACAUCUUUUCAUUACCCAGAUCACUGCCAAUCCUUCAGUGUGGAGUGUGUUAUCACAGAUGGCUGGCACUAGUUCUUGGAGCAUCAUGGUGCAAGGAAAUGUUGAUGCAGCUUACCAGUCUUUCCAGGCAAUGGAAGUUUACUAGAGUGAAAGCUGCAAAGACUCGAUCCAUGGUGGUGUGACUAUACUCGUCACUUAUUGACAGUAUUAUACAGUCCUGAUAUGUCAAAAAUUGGGUACAUUACUUAAACUCUAUCUGCUUACAUUCCUUUGUGCAUUUGUUUAUAGAAACUGUACAAAAUGAGGAGUCAUAUAAGGACAAUGUGAAAAUAAAUACUUCCAGAAGAUUGUUCAUAAGCAAGAUCGCCUAAAGACUUUUAAUAUAAUUGUAAUUACUAUAAAAUGGUGUGAUCGUACAUAGGUAUAUAUGAAAAUAAUGCAAGCUAUAAGUUAUUAACUGCAUUUAUUUAUAAUACACUAUGCAUUUUAUGAA
Zootermopsis nevadensis is the source of this 2221-nucleotide messenger RNA. RefSeq names its product solute carrier family 30 member 7 (gene ZnT86D). Gene Ontology annotation, molecular function: zinc ion transmembrane transporter activity. Gene Ontology annotation, cellular component: Golgi apparatus; membrane; cytoplasmic vesicle. Gene Ontology annotation, biological process: intracellular zinc ion homeostasis; zinc ion import into Golgi lumen. Lineage: Eukaryota; Metazoa; Arthropoda; Insecta; Blattodea; Termopsidae. The record is from RefSeq and is a predicted model, not a curated record.